This is a messenger RNA of Crotalus tigris (Tiger rattlesnake), 4395 nucleotides long. RefSeq lists its product as uncharacterized. NCBI's taxonomy places the organism in Eukaryota, Metazoa, Chordata, Lepidosauria, Squamata, Viperidae. The transcript is spliced from 4 exons. Bases 1 to 4395 code for a protein of 1464 amino acids. Gene Ontology annotation, biological process: DNA integration. The record is from RefSeq and is a predicted model, not a curated record. Gene Ontology annotation, molecular function: zinc ion binding; nucleic acid binding.
AUGGCAGAAGGGAAGCAGGAUGCAACCCCGGUGGAAGAUACAUUGCUGCCUGGGUCUGCGGCCACUGGCCCCACAGGACCUGCCCAGACAGUCGUGGCAGGGGAGGAGCAGCCGGUAGUAAGGCCCAAAACCAUCCAGGGGUCCGGCCCUGCGGUGGUGACCACAGAGGCUGGGGCUGUCAAGCCAAGGGAGGAGUGGUGGCAGAGCCCGGCCUUGACAUCGUUGGAGGCUGGGCGAUCCCGCAACCUGCCGGGUAGGCCAUCCCUACCUGGUUGGAGGGAGAGGCGGUUAACGGGCGAGGAUGAGGAUGAAUGGAGCUACUCCACCGCUCCUGGUGAGUACACAUUGGAUGUCCUACGUGAACGGUUCGGUGAGGGCAGCUGCCAGGGCCGUUCCUCACGUCAACGAUCAGAGGGCACUUCUGGACGGGCGGACACCUCGCAAUUCCGGCUGAGCAGUCUGCGUUUUCGACUACCCCAGCAGGGGGAUGCCUUGGCGGCGGGGCCUGCAAUUUCCGGGAUGGAUUCCACAGGCCCUGUGGGUCCGGCAUCGUGGCCUACUGGCAUGGGCCCCGUCGGCUUGGCACAGCCUUCUGGCAGGAGGACACACAGUCCAGUUGCGGGGCUUGGUCCAGACACAUCGGCCAGAGGUGAUGGGGUAGUGCCGCCUGCGCAUUGGGGCCCGGGUCAACAAUGGGGCCCGCCAGCCCUCCCCAUUACUUUUGACGGGGAUCCGGACAGGUUGGCAAUGUUCAUAAGCCACGUGGUUAGCCACCUGGACCGCUAUGGCCAUUUAUACCCGUCCCAAUGGGCCAUGGUAGUGGGGGUUACAGCGGGGCUACAAGGAGAGGCGGUGGCCUGGGCCGCCGACCUAUAUAGCGAUCACGCUAGGGUACUCAGUAAUGUGGGUUCGUUCCUGGAGGCACUCCAUCAUCGCUUUGAGGACUCUUCCCGGGUUCAGCGGGCCAAGUCGGAGCUCCUGUCCCUGAGACAGGGUGGCAGACCGGUUGCGGAAUACGUCCGUGACUUCCGGCGACUAGCUGGCCGGCUCACAUUGUCCUGGCCGGAUAGGUCACUAAUCCAUCACUUCCGGGCCGGGCUGGAUCAGGAGCUGCGCCAGGCAUGUAUUUACAGGGGCAUUCCCAAUCGCCUCCGGGAAUGGUUCCGCGCAGCUGUGGACCUCGAUACCAAUCUCAGGGAGGCCCAGAGGACUCAGGACGGCCACCAGACACGGAUACCAGUGGGGAAACCGAGGGAGAGCGGACAGAGACCACCCACUAGUCCAGCUAGGUACCCCGGACCGGCCGGUCCGCCUAGUGGCACGGUGUUUCGAUGCUUCCGGUGUAAUCAGCUGGGACACCAGGCAGCCGAGUGCCCGGCUCCCACCCCACGAGUGUCCGGUACCCCGAGGGCCCCAGCACAAACGCCUCAGAAGGGUCCCGACGCGACAAAAGCUGCAGCCCAUCCGAAGACCCCGUCAACACCACUGGAUACCAUGGUGACGGCGCAGUAUCGGCCAGUCGACGAGGAAAGUGAUGACGACCCCAUCGACGAUCCGAUGGUAAGCGAACCUAUAGCCCCUUUCAUUCUACCUAUAGUCCUAACGAGUCCCCACUCCGGGGAACAGUGGGAAUGUAAGGCACUGAUAGACACAGGGUGCACCCGUUGCUUAAUUAGCCGGGAAUUAGCUCUGGAGCAUGGGAUCCAUCUACAUAGGUUGGCCCAGCCCGUACGGUUCGAACAAGUGGACGGCUCCUUGCUGGGUGGGGCUCCGGCGACCCAUAUUACCGAGGCCAUACGGUUGGAGCUGGGAGCCCAUUGGGAAACCAUCCAGUUCGUCGUGGCACCGGCCAUGAGUGAGGCUGUGAUCCUCGGUCUGGCAUGGCUAGAUAAGUGGGAGCCCACUAUCUGGUGGGAAGGGGGGUACCGUAGAGUACGCUUGGGAGUGGGACCUCAACCCCCCAGUCAGUGUCGGGUUCCAGGGGUGGACACACCGACCCCCGUGUGUGGAAUGAGUGGGGGAGGGGAGGACCUGUUUCCCCACGAAUAUCAGGACCUGGCUGCAGUGUUUAGUGAAACAGAGUGCAACCAACUACCCCCCCAUCGACCGACGGAUUGUGGCAUUGAAAUUGAACCUGGGGCUAAACUUCCAAAACCUCGGAUGUAUGCCAUGACACUCAAAGAAUUGGAAGAACUGCGACGGUUCAUUGAUGUGAACCUGGCACGCGGCUUCAUCCAACCAGCUCGGUCUCGAGUUGCGGCCCCUGUAUUGUUUCGAGAAAAGAAAGACGGAUCAUUACGUCUCUGUGUUGACUUCCGGGGAUUGAAUGCUGUGUGCGUGGAGCAUUUAUACCCACUUCCCCUUAUGAAGGACCUACUGGUCCAAUUAGGGAAAGGGAGGAUAUUUACCAAACUAGAUUUGCGGGAGACGUAUUACCGCAUACGAAUACGACGGGGGGACGAAUGGAAGAUGGCAUUUAAUUGUCCCCUGGGGAGUUUCCAGUACCGUGUUAUGCCCUUUGGGCUACAGGGGGCCCCCGCCGCCUUCAUGCAAUUAAUAAACCAAGUAUUGCACGAACACCUUUAUCGGGGCAUCCUCGUCUAUCUUGACGACAUCCUGAUUUAUACCACAACUAUGGAGGAGCAUGUUGCCUUGGUACGAAAGGGAUUAGAGAAACUAUUGGAGGCAAAAUUGUACGUCAAGCUAUCCAAAUGCGAGUUUCAUCGUACGCGGUUGGACUAUUUGGGCUAUCGCAUAUCAGUGGCGGGAGUGGAAAUGGAUCCACUUAAGGUUAAAGCAGUUCUCGAUUGGCAGGCCCCUACCACCCGAAGGCAGUUACAAAGUUUCCUCGGAUUCGCCAAUUUCUACCGGCAAUUUAUUCCGUCGUUUGCUGGCGUGGCUCACCCUUUAACAGAACUAUUAAAAACAAAACACCUGAAAGAGUUGCGGGAGGCUGUAGUGCAUGAUGAGUGGUUACAGAACCAUCCAGGCCUACUAACCCAAAGGGAUGGGCUAGCGUGGAAAGCCGACAAACUCUAUGUCCCUGAAAAAUUACGCUCAGUUGUCCUUAAGAGAUGCCACGACGCCAAGCAAGCAGGACAUUUCGGCUUCCGGAAAACCCUCCAUCACAUUCGACGGCAAUUUUGGUUGCCCCACCUAAAACCAGACGUGGAAACGUAUGUCAAAGCCUGUCACGUCUGUGCUACCGCGAAGCCUCGAGUGGGAAAGCCAAUGGGCCUACUACAGAAAGUAGCAGAUCCACGACAACCCUGGGAAGAGAUCGCAAUGGACUUUAUUGUAGAGUUACCCUCAAGCCGCAACUACCCAGUAAUAUGGACUGUAAUCGAUCUCUUCUCGAAACAGGCCCAUUUCAUCCCAUGUAAAGGGUUGCCGUCGGCGCAGCGGCUUGCCAGAAUGUUUGUACAGCAUGUUUACCGACUACACAGCGUGCCACAACGUAUCAUUUCGGACAGAGGAGUACAGUUUACAGCCCAAUUCUGGCGUACAUUCCUAACCUUAAUUGGAUCAUCCCAGGGUCUUAGUUCGGCCUACCACCCGUCUACCAACGGUGCCGCAGAAAGGGCGAAUGCUAUGGUUGAGCGGUACCUACGUAGUUACGUCACCUUCCAGCAAACUGACUGGGCAGAUUUACUGCCAUUCACUGAGGUGGCGUACAACAACACCAUACAUAGUAGUACCGGGUUCGCUCCAUUCCGGGUGGUGAACGGGGUGGAGUUUGUCCCCUUUCCGGAGUGGUCCGACGGGACGGGUAACGUAUACAUGCCCCAAGCAUGGAUGACGCGACUAACAGGACUUUGGGGAAUAAUAAAGGACGCUCUACAAAGAGCAGAGGCAACCACCAAACAUCAGGCCGAUAAAAAAAGAACUGAACACCCACCCUUUAAAGUGGGGGAUUGGGUCUACUUAUCGACAAAAUAUCUUAGGCUGCCGGUACCUAACAAGAAAUUAGGCCCAAAAUAUGUAGGUCCCUUUCAAGUGGUCAAAGUAAUUAACCCAGUCACAGUACGUCUGAGGCUACCCCCCCUUCUAGGAAAGGUGCACCCGGUGUUUCACAGCAGCUUGUUAAAGUUAGUACAAGGACCCGCUGUGGGUGCUAAGGGGCCUGGACCAGUCAUUGGGGAAGAGUAUGAGGUACAGGAGAUAAUCGACUCCCGAAUGAGACGUGGCCAAUUGCAGUACCUUGUCAAAUGGAAGGGAUAUCCCCUGUUGGAAGCAUCCUGGAUAUGUGACAAUGGACAAGGUGGUUUCCAUGGAGAUGGAUAUGUAAAUACAUACCUCUUUGGCAUGAAUUUGCGGUAUUCAGUGCAAGAAUGUCAAAGGCUUCAUGGCAGUUGGUGUAUUUUAGGUAUGAGCACAGAAUAUCAGGAAAUCUGA